Dioszegia hungarica is the source of this 915-nucleotide messenger RNA. RefSeq lists its product as uncharacterized. Gene Ontology annotation, molecular function: oxidoreductase activity. The record is from RefSeq and is a predicted model, not a curated record. The transcript has a single exon. Bases 1 to 915 code for a protein of 304 amino acids. Lineage: Eukaryota; Fungi; Basidiomycota; Tremellomycetes; Tremellales; Bulleribasidiaceae.
AUGCACGCCCAUCAUAUAGCCCUCAUAGGCGUCAACUCUCGUAUCGGCCCUGCCAUCCUUCAGGCUCUGCUGGAGCACCCCUCCAAGCCCCACAUUGUCAUCUUCCUCCGACCCACCUCACAUCCCGCUCCAACCCAUCCCCGCAUCCGAACAGUCACUAUCCCCUCUGAUCCACCUACCCUCCACGAUCUCACCUCUGCGCUGAACGAGCACGACAUAGAGUCACUCGUCAGUGCGCUCUCCCCCGCGGAUCGCGAGACGCAGAUCACACUCGCGGAUGCGUGCGUCGCUGCCGGAGUCUACCGGUACAUACCCGCCGACUACGGAAGUAUGCGAAGCGACGACCCAUACGUCCUCGACCUCCUCCCCAACUUUCGCAAUAAGAAGCUUGUGCGGGAGCACUGCCAAGCCUUAGCGCGCAAGCACAAAAGCUUCACUUGGACCAGUCUCGCCUCGGGCCAUUUCUUUGACUAUGGCCUGCGGACGGAAUUGCUCGGUAUCAACGAGAAGGAGAACUCGGCGAUGCUGUUUGAUGGAGGGAAGGAUCGGUUCUCGACGAGUACGGUCAAGCAGAUAGGAAAGGCGGUGGCGGCAAUUGUGCUGGACAAGGAGGAGGAGACGGCGAAUCAAAUGCUGCUCAUUCAGAGCUUUUGCGUGUCGCAGCUGGAGAUCAUCAAGGCGAUGGACGAGGUCAAGGGAAGGCGGCCAGUUAAGGGUGUAUAUGUCGAGUCGGAGGGUUUCAUCGAGGAGAAGGCGGCGGAGGCAAAGAAGGGGGAUGCAGAGGCGGUCGAGGAGCUCGUAGCGGUCCUGGGGAUCAAACGGUCAAAUUGGACGGGGGACAAGCUGUUCGCGAACGAGCUAUUGGGGCUGAAGGAAGAGAAUCUGAGGGAUGUAGUACAUGAUGUACUGGGAUGA